Messenger RNA from Galendromus occidentalis (western predatory mite), 1680 nucleotides. It is a transcript of the gene FipoQ, whose product is annotated as F-box/LRR-repeat protein FipoQ. Gene Ontology annotation, biological process: positive regulation of protein ubiquitination. The record is from RefSeq and is a predicted model, not a curated record. The transcript is spliced from 9 exons. Bases 1 to 1680 code for a protein of 559 amino acids. NCBI's taxonomy places the organism in Eukaryota, Metazoa, Arthropoda, Arachnida, Mesostigmata, Phytoseiidae. Gene Ontology annotation, molecular function: protein binding.
AUGGAUAUACCGUCUAUAAAGGACAUAGUUUUUCUGCAUAAUUUGCAUAAGCGGAAGUCUUUGAACGAGAUCGAGUUCGUGGACUUCAUCCCGCACAGGGAUCCGAUGAGGGACACGAUCAACACAAUCAUCGAGAGGAAGAAUUUCGACCUCCACCUUGAUGCGAUCCACGCAGAUGAACUGACAAGCCAGUCGACCCGAAAACAUCCCCAAACGACGAUCGACAAACUUCCAGAAAAGGUCCUCCUGAACAUUUUCCAGUAUCUUCCGUCCCGAGAAGUGGGUCGCUUAGCGAAAGUUUGCCGUAAGUGGAGACAAGUUUCCUGUGAUCCACGGCUCUGGUCACAGGUGUCCCUCAGGCCUGAGAUUUCCGGUCUACACAUCAAAAACGUCGAGACCCUUCUGCAACUCAUUUCCGUCAGAUUCUCGACGUCUCUUAGAUACAUCGAACUUCCAAUCGAGCUGAUCACCCACACGGUGCUCCACGAGCUGAGCUAUAAAUGUCCGAAUCUCACACAUAUGCUGCUGGACUUCAGUACAGCGAUGCAACUCCAUGAUUUCAACGACCUCAAUGCGUUCCCCACGAAGCUCCAAGUCAUGUGUAUCUGUCUCUCUGAGGUCAUUUUCAUGGAAGGAUUCAUGCGGAAAAUAUACAAUUUCAUCAAUAGCCUAGAAGUACUGCACUUGAUCGGCACCUACGAGAAAGUCGAAGAGGAGGAGGAAGAAAUCUAUGAAGUCAUAAAUAUCCAUAAACUGAAGUCGGCAGUACCAAACCUCCGCUGCGUGAACAUGUACGGGAUCGCUUUCGUGGACGACUCGCACGUUGAAGCUUUCUCGUCCAACUGCAUCCAGUUGGAAACGAUGGCUGUUCCAUACUGUAAUAAGGUUGUCGGCACUACGCUCAAGAUUCUGUUCUCCCGUUGCAAGAAACUCAAAACACUUAUCGCUCCGCACACCGGUUUAAAGUCCGAGAACUUCAUGGCAGUAGACUGGGAGGCAACGAACCUGCAAGAAGUCGAUGUCAGCGCCACCGAUCUUUCCACAGAAUGUCUCAUCGAUUUGGUUACUCGCUGUACGAAUCUGCGGUAUCUCGCAGCCGGUCAGCAGGACGGCUUCAACGAUUUAGUGCUCAAUAGCAUGAUCGAGAAAGGAACCUACAAGAACCUGAUCGCCUUGGACCUGGAUAGAAACGAGAAUAUCUCUGAAGAAAUGUUGACGAAAAUCGUCCGUCUAAUAGGACCUCAACUGCAAGGUCUAGUGCUUUCAGGGAUUCCUCAUCUCUGCGAAGGUUUCUGGUCUCAGACCAUACCUAUCAUCAGGAAGAUCAAAGUCCUGGUCAUGGGAAUGCCGACCGGUUGCUGCAAGAAAAUCAGUGCGAAAAUCCAUGUCGAUGGUAUUCUCGACAAUCUCGCUAAUAACUGCCCUGAUCUACGUCGUCUCGAAAUCGGCUGGGAUUCCGAAACGCUACGUUUCAGUGACAAGAGCUCUAAAGCGAUUGAUACGAUUAGAGUCAAGUGCCUCAGAUUGCGCUGCCUGGUAUUGAGUGACGGGAAAUAUUUCGAGUUGGUGAAGUCGAACUUCGACAGAGCCGACCGACUCACGCUCGUGAGAUCAGCCACAAGCUGCCGAAUCAAUCUUUUCUACCUACUCUCGAGUUACAAAGACAUGAUAUUCAAUUGA